CAAAUUCUACGACAUCAUCAAUACAUAGCCUUCUUUUAGGACCUAUUGCACUAUGGAUGUAAAUAGUCGUUUGUUUCUCGGAUAACAUAUUUUAAUCGAGAUACUAGGUACCCAUACAUCUAACACAUUGGGCACUUCAAAAUGACUCCACCAGCCUCCUCUAUGGAAAUCGACAACGACCGCGACCCAGAGUUUAAGAAUAUGUUAAAAAAGGUGCUUCACCUCUCACUUGACGACUCCAUACACUCCCCCUCGUCAAAGGUCGAUGGACAAGAAACCACUCCAAGUGCCCAAUCCUUCAAACAGAUUGGAGAGGGAGGAUGCAGCGCUGUAUUCACACUAAAAGGGAGGUCACUUGCUAUAAAAAUUUCCAAAGAAUCGAGAUUUGGCCAAUGGAACGAUUACGUGAUGCAUACCCUUAUUUACGAAGAGAUCAAACGCCGCACAGUCGAUGUAAUGGUACCCAGGUGUUAUUUUUUCGUUCCGGCAGAGGACCUUACGUUCUUCGACAAGAACCCAGGUUUAGUCGAGGCUGCUCGACGUGUCUGCGAUAUCCCUACGGAUAUUCUCGUUUCCGAGCGGAUCCCACCCCUGGAUGACGAGACAAGGACUGCCCUCAUCAACCAAUACUGUGCCCCAAGACUUAGACUUAGGGCAGUAGCUGAUCCUAAGAACAAUGACUGUCUCGUGAAGAUUUAUCUUGGCUCUAUGGAGGGAAAAAUCGGAGAAACGCCAUUCUCCCUUAGAAACUUCGAGCUACAUCUCAACCAGAUGAUAGAUAUGGGCUUGGACGUUGAUAGCAUGGCUUCUCGAGUCGGCCAGGCGUUGGCUGUCAUGCACUGGGCUGCUAGUGUUGAUGCCUGGGGUGUGCAAUUUGUCUUGGGUGGUUCGAGUAAGCCUUCGCCCCUGAGAUAUCUAGACAUCGAGGAGAUGGAGCCUUCCACCUAUACUGGCCCGAAAUCUCGGGUUAUCGAGCACUUUUUGUGUAGGAGGACCGUGCUAUGGAUGCUAAAUUUCGACCAAGUCCAGCCCAUUACGAUGGAUUUUGCAGGUGUCUCUCAGGCAGUCCAGGCUGCCGUGUUCGGCAGUGUUUACCUUCCCAAGCGUUAUUCACGGAAUGCCACACAGAAACGCGUCUGGGACAGUUUUAGUGACCAAUAUGUCAAGACUUCAAAUAUUAUCCUACAAUGCGAAGACAGGAAAAGCCAACAGCUGCCACGCAGUUUUCUAGACCAAUUAAACAAACUUGAACUUCGCAAGAAGAGUACAUGGACUGAGGAUUAAAAUACAUAUUUAGAGACAAAGAAGCGAGGUGUAUAUUUUAUGAAGCGUUACGUAGGCAGGUAGCUUUGCUUGAAACUUAAUAUAACAGCGGCACAAGCUGCGCUUCGUUUUGUUUUUAGAAAACCA
Molecule: messenger RNA, 1410 nt
Organism: Annulohypoxylon maeteangense
Lineage: Eukaryota; Fungi; Ascomycota; Sordariomycetes; Xylariales; Hypoxylaceae
Product: zinc finger protein-domain-containing protein
Exons: 1
Coding region: 142-1284 (380 amino acids)
Source: RefSeq, a predicted model, not a curated record